UACGUUUUGAUUAGGGCGGGAAGUGAAAAAUGUGCCCGUAACAUCUCUCCGCUCUCGCGCUGUCAGUUUGUUUCUUUCUCUCUCUAGGGCUUAUUUGUUCAAAAUUCAAAAAGUUUAGUAUUUAAAUUUCUUCAAAGAUUUUCAGUUUUCAGACAAUUUGAUGCUCUAGCAAGACGGAGGAGAUAGGGAAGAUGACUUUGCGGAAAGGCUCCAAGGUUUGGGUGGAAGACAGAGACUCAGCUUGGGUCGCAGCUGAAGUGACCGAUUUUAUAGGUAAACAAGUCCAAGUUCUCACUCAGAAUGGUAAAAAGGUAUUGGCGUUGCCGGAGAAGCUGCAUCCGAGGGAUGCGGAAGCGGACCACGGAGGAGUGGAUGAUAUGACGAAGUUGACGUACUUGAAUGAGCCUGGAGUGCUUGAUAAUCUUCAGAGGAGAUAUGGACUUAAUGAAAUUUACACCUACACUGGAAGCAUUCUUAUUGCUGUCAAUCCAUUCACAAAGCUUCCUCAUCUAUAUAACCUACACAUGAUGGAACAGUACAAUGGGGCUCCAUUUGGCGAGCUGAAUCCGCAUGUUUUUGCUGUGGCAGAUGCAUCUUAUAGGGCAAUGAUGGGGGAGGGUAGAAGCCAGUCCAUAUUAGUUAGUGGCGAAAGUGGUGCUGGAAAAACUGAAACAACAAAACUAAUUAUGCAGUAUCUUACUUAUGUUGGUGGUCGUGCAGCUGGAGAUGACAGAACUGUUGAACAGCAAGUUCUUGAGUCAAACCCCUUGCUGGAGGCAUUUGGUAAUGCUCGGACUGUGAGAAAUGAUAAUUCAAGUCGCUUUGGGAAGUUUGUUGAGAUCCAGUUUGAUGCAAGUGGUAGAAUAUCUGGUGCUGCAAUUAGAACGUACCUUCUGGAGCGAUCACGUGUUGUUCAAAUAACAGAUCCUGAAAGAAAUUACCACUGCUUCUACCAGUUGUGUGCUUCUGGAUUGGAUGCGGAGAAGUACAAACUUGGCCAUCCAAGUACCUUCCACUACCUGAAUCAAAGCAAGAUUUAUGAAUUGGAUGGCGUGAGCAAUGCCGAGGAAUACGUCAAAACAAGAAGGGCAAUGGACAUUGUUGGCAUUAGCUCUGAGGAACAGGAAGCAAUAUUUCGGACAUUGGCUGCCAUACUGCAUCUUGGAAAUGUAGAUUUUUCUCCUGGUAAAGAGCAUGAUUCAUCAACUAUAAAGGAUCAAAAGUCUGACUUCCAUUUGCAGAUGGCCUCAAACCUUCUUAUGUGUGAUGUGAAUCUUUUGCUGGCUACCCUCUGCACGCGCUCAAUACAAACUCUUGAAGGGGUCAUCAUUAAAGCUCUUGACUGCAAUGCAGCCACAGCUGGUCGGGAUGCUUUGGCAAAAACUAUCUAUGCUCGGCUAUUUGAUUGGCUUGUUGAAAAGAUCAAUCGAUCUGUUGGACAAGAUCAUGAUUCAAGGAUAAAAAUAGGAGUUUUGGACAUAUACGGAUUUGAAUGCUUCAAACAUAACAGUUUUGAGCAAUUCUGCAUUAAUUUUGCAAAUGAAAAGCUUCAACAACAUUUCAAUGAGCAUGUGUUCAAGAUGGAGCAGGAGGAAUAUCAUAAAGAAGAAAUAAAUUGGAGUUACAUUGAAUUUAUAGACAACCAAGAUGUCCUGGAUCUGAUUGAGAAGAAGCCCAUUGGGAUAAUUGCACUUCUGGAUGAAGCUUGCAUGUUCCCUAAAUCAACUCAUGGAACAUUUUCGAACAAAUUAUUCCAGAAUUUCCGGACCCAUCCACGGUUGGAGAAGGCCAAGUUUUCUGAAACAGAUUUCACCAUUUCCCACUAUGCUGGCAAGGUCUCAUAUCAGACAGAAACAUUCUUAGAUAAAAAUCGUGAUUAUGUUGUAGUUGAGCACUGCAAUCUCUUAUCUUCUUCAAAAUGUCCCUUCAUCGCUGGUCUCUUUCCUUCAUCUGCAGAAGAGUUUUCUAGAUCUUCAUAUAAAUUUUCUUCAGUGGCCUCUCGGUUUAAGCAACAACUUCAAUCUCUUAUGGAGAUCCUUAGUUCUACGGAGCCUCACUAUAUCCGCUGCGUGAAGCCAAACUCUUUUAAUCGGCCCCAGAAGUUUGAGAAUCAAAGCAUCUUACACCAGUUACGCUGUGGGGGUGUAUUAGAAGCUGUUCGCAUAAGUUUGGCAGGUUACCCCUCUCGGAAGACCUAUCAUGAGUUUGUUGAUCGAUUUGGUAUUAUAGCCUUGGACAUGAUGGAUGGACGGUAUGAUGAGAAAACUAUGACUGAGAAAAUACUACAAAGACUAAAUCUCAGGAACUUUCAGUUGGGAAAGACCAAAGUUUUCCUCCGAGCUGGUCAAAUUGCUGUCUUAGACACGCGUCGUGCAGAGGUUUUAGAUUCUGCUGCAAAGUGUAUUCAGGGUAGAUUGCGGACGUUUUUUGCACGCAGGGAUUUUCUCUUGCACCAGUCAGCUGGAAUUUCAUUACAAGCAUGCUGUAGAGGUCAUCUUGCUCGAAAACUGUAUACUUCAAUAAGAGAGGAAACAGCUGCUAUUAUCAUACAGAAAUAUGCCCGGAGAUGGUUGUUCAGGCAUGCCUAUGUUCAGCUUUACAUGUCAAUUGUAUUCAUACAGUCUAGCAUCCGUGGUUUCUCUGCACGGCAAAAGUUUUUGUACAGGAAGGAGCACAGAGCUGCUUCUAUAAUUCAGGCUUUUUGGAGGAUGUGUAAGAUUCGCUCUGCUUACUGUCACCGGCAAUCUAAUAUUAUCGCUAUACAAUGUCUUUGGAGGCAAAAGAUGGCUAAAAGAGAAUUUAGAAGGCUUAAACAGGAGGCUAAUGAAGCUGGUGCCUUGCGUGUAGCGAAGACCAAACUUGAGAAGCAGUUAGAAGAUCUUACCUGGCGAUUGCACUUGGAAAAAAAAUUACGGGUGUCUAAUGAAGAGUCUAAGUUGGGGGAAAUAUCAAAACUUCACAAGACUGUCGAAUCGUUAAGCCUUCAAUUAGAUGCUGCAAAACUUGCUACAGUCAAUGAGUUCAACAAGAGUGCAGUGCUUCAAAGGCAAUUAGAACUAUCAAUGAAGGGGAAAUCUGCUUUGGAAAGAGAAGUUGUGGCUCUGUCUGAAUUAAGGAAUGAAAAUGAGAUUUUGAAGAAUUCUCUGAUUUCCUUGGAGCGGAAGAACUCUGCACUAGAGCGCGAGCUUGUCAAGGCUAAACAAGAUACCAGUUCUACUAUUCAAAAGCUGGAAAAAGUUGACCUCACCUGUUCAGAACUUCAACAAAAUCUAAGAAGUUUGGAAGAAAAGCUCUCAAAUUUGGAAGAUGAGAACCAUGUACUUCGACAAAAAGCAAUAAGUGCAACUCCAAAGAGCAUCCGUCCUGGUUAUGUCAAGCCUUUUCUGGAUAAAUUUUCAGGAGCACUUGCUCUUUCCUCUGCAGAUCGGAAGCCUUCAUUUUCACCUACUCCGUCAAAAAUUAUAGCUCCUCUAUCACAAGGGUUAUCUGAUUCUCGCUACACGAAAUUAACCACUGAAAGGCACCAGGAGAAUUAUGAUAUACUUUCAAGGUGUAUAAAAGAGAAUUUGGGUUUUAAAGAUAGCAAGCCGGUUGCUGCUUGUGUCAUCUAUAGAUGCCUCCUCCAUUGGCAUGCCUUUGAAUCUGAGAGGACUUCGAUUUUUGACUUUAUCAUUGAGAGAAUCAAUGAGGUUCUAAAGGUUGGGAAUGAGGAUACAACCUUGCCUUACUGGUUGUCAAAUGCAUCCGCUCUUCUGUGCCUUCUUCAAAAGAAUUUGCGGUCCAAUGGAUACUUAAAUGCAAAUUCUCACCGUUCCCCUGGUUUCACUGGGCUUAAUGGCACCGUUACACAUGUUUCAAAAUCACCAUUCAAAUAUAUUGGAUUGGAGGAUGGUUUAUCUUUUGUGGAAGCAAAAUAUCCUUCACUUUUAUUCAAACAACAGUUAACUGCCUGUGUGGAGAAGAUUUUUGGGUUGAUACGUGACAAUCUGAAGAAAGAAAUAUCCCCUCUUCUGGGUCUAUGCAUUCAGGCUCCUAAAAAUCAAAGAGUACAUGGAGGUAAACUAUCACGAUCACCCGGAGGAGUUCCUCAACAGUCGCCAAGUAGUCAGUGGGAUAGCAUCAUCAAAUUUUUGGAUUCCCUUAUGAGCCGUCUUCGAGAAAAUCAUGUACCUUCAUUUUUCAUCCGCAAGCUCAUUACUCAAGUUUUCUCUUUCAUCAAUAUAUCACUUUUUAACAGCCUAUUGCUUCGACGAGAGUGUUGCACUUUUUCAAAUGGAGAAUAUGUUAAAUCUGGUCUGGCUGAACUGGAGAAAUGGAUAGUGACUGCAAAAGAGGAGUUUGCAGGAACUUCUUGGCAUGAACUAAAUUACAUUAGACAGGCUGUUGGCUUUCUGGUGAUUCAUCAGAAGAGAAAAAAAUCAUUAGAUGAGAUAAUGCAGGAUCUUUGUCCGGCAUUGACGAUCAGGCAAAUCUAUCGCAUAAGUACAAUGUACUGGGAUGACAAGUAUGGGACUCAAAGUGUGUCAAAUGAGGUUGUUGCUCAGAUGAGAGAGACCCUAAAUAAAGAUUCUCAAAAUUUGACAUCAAAUUCAUUCUUGUUGGAUGAUGAUCUAAGCAUUCCGUUCUCAACGGAGGAUAUUUAUAUGGCACUUCCGCCAGUAGAUCCAUCAGAUGUGGAGCUCCCCAAGUUUUUGUCAGAAUAUCCUUCUGCACAGUUCCUGGUCAAGAACGUAAAUGUAAAUACCUUGCCUUGAUGCUAUCAAGUGGUUCAGCUGAAAGAAUUGAGCUCAGUUCAGGAGAUACUGGACCAGCUUUGCAUCCUGAGCAUAUUUCUUUUCUUGAUCAUCAUUGGGCUCAGGGUUAAUACAAUGUAGUGUUGUUUUCCAAGGCCAGUCUGUAGUUUCUCGAUGCUGCUAUAAUUAUCGGCAGGAAAAGAGAAAUUUCUUUUUCUUAGUUUAUGGGGAUUCAUUAGGGGUGAAAUCCCCAGAAUCUAGAUAGGUCACACUUUUAUUUAGGAAGUGGAUGAUUUGUAUAUGGGAUAGAUAACAUCUGCUUGAAUCACAAUAUUUAUCUUCUCAAAAGAUUAGCCUUUUGAGCUCUGUACAGUGUACAUCAUCUUGUAAUAUUUGGUAAUACAAUCGUUUCAUCUCUCUGCCUCUCUA
Coffea eugenioides is the source of this 5162-nucleotide messenger RNA. RefSeq names its product myosin-15. Lineage: Eukaryota; Viridiplantae; Streptophyta; Magnoliopsida; Gentianales; Rubiaceae. The coding region runs from base 192 to 4754 and encodes 1520 amino acids. The transcript has 38 exons. Gene Ontology annotation, cellular component: vesicle; actin cytoskeleton; myosin complex. Gene Ontology annotation, biological process: actin filament organization; vesicle transport along actin filament. Gene Ontology annotation, molecular function: microfilament motor activity; ATP binding; actin filament binding. The record is from RefSeq and is a predicted model, not a curated record.